Messenger RNA from Quercus lobata, 1481 nucleotides. RefSeq names its product ankyrin repeat-containing protein BDA1-like. NCBI's taxonomy places the organism in Eukaryota, Viridiplantae, Streptophyta, Magnoliopsida, Fagales, Fagaceae. The record is from RefSeq and is a predicted model, not a curated record. Gene Ontology annotation, molecular function: protein binding. The transcript is spliced from 2 exons. Bases 73 to 1347 code for a protein of 424 amino acids.
GUCUCCCACUUCAUAAAACAAGCACCACAAACACAUAAUCAAAGUUUUAUCAUUUAUUCAUUUCAUUCUCCUAUGGAUCCACGAUUGUCCAUGGCUGCUCAACUUGGAGAUGUCAUCACCCUCAAAGCAUUACUAGAAGAAGAUCCACUAAUCCUUGAAAAAGUUUCUCUAGCACCCUUUGCAGAGACUCCUUUGCAUAUUGCCACACUAGCCAGAAAAACCGAGUUUGUAAAAGAAAUUUUAAGUCAAAAGCCUUCAUUUGCUAGUGAGCUGAACCAAGAUGGUUUUAGCCCCUUGCACAUAGCUGCAGCCUCUGGUCAAGUUGAGAUAGUGAGAGAAUUGUUGAAACUCAGCCCUGAUCUUAGCCUUGUCAAGGACAAAGGUGGUCGAACUCCUCUCCAUUUUGCAGCCAUUAGAGGAAGAGUUUUUGUCAUUGACAAGUUGCUGUCUCACUGUCCACAUGCUAUUAGGUGUGUCACCUCUCGAGGCGAGACAGCUCUUCACCUGGCUGUGAAGAACAACCAAUUUGAGGCGCUUAAGGCUUUGGUUGAAAAGCUUGACAAUGAUGAUGAUGAGAUUUUAAACGCCAAUGACAAAGAAGGCAACACAAUCUUGCAGCUGGCUGUGACUAACAACCAACUCCAAGUAUUAGACUUACUAAGAACUCAAAGCAAGCUAGACAAGAAAUUCAUAGAGAUUCUACCAGGGGAGCAAUCUACAGUUGAGACUGAUAUCUUGCCUCAAGCUACUACUCAAGCUGGUAAAUUUGACUUGACACAACCGCAACAGUCAGAUCAAUCUGCAGAAGAUAGUUCCAAUACCAUUUGGGAGAGUGUACAGGAAAUGGUACUAGUUGUGGCCAGUUUGAUUGCAACAGUGACUUAUGAAGCAGGACUGUCCCCUCCUCAAACUAUUUGGAGGGAUGACAAAAAACUAGACCCCAAAUGCAUCUUCCAUCAUUCAAAUAGCGCAACAAAUACAUGUCCAUCUGCAACAUAUUACCUAUUCAUGUCUUUCAACACUGCUGGGUUCUUUUCCUCUGUCUUCCUCAUAUUCUUUUAUGGAAACAAAACUUAUGUGAAAGUCUUACUACCAAUUGCCCUAAUCUCCAUGAUGAUAACUUAUAUAACACUAUCAGUCACCAUGUUGCAAAAUGGUCUCUCCUUGCUUAUUGUAUACUUGAUAACUGUGGGCAUUUUCGCUUAUUGUGUCUUGGCAAUUGAAGUAGUCAAAAAAAUUGUUCAAAGUAUCUAUGGUUUUGCAGCAGAAAGAGUUGGUCAUAUAUCGACAUUAGCUCGAAGAAAGUGGAAGCCAUCUUCUGCAGAUGUCUCCAAAGAAGAAGCUUGACCAGCUAGGUCCCAUGAUCAUCUUGUGAAUUUUAAGUCUCCUAAGGACCCUAAUGUACUCCACCUUGUUUAUUUGAUUUUUUUUUUUUUUUUUGGGUUAAAUAUUUGUAAACAUUUCAGGAAAGCCUACUUUAA